GGUCAUGGCACCCGUGAUCGAGAACCUGACGGAGGACGUCCAGCAGGCGCAGUCGGAGGGCCACCAGCCCCGCCGCGCCUCAAUGGGCAGCACGACGAGUUCGCUGGCGAGCGCCGUGAGCUCCGUCGCCUCGCUGACCACCGGGUGGCGGCGCCGGGUGCAGUCAGUGCGGCUCUCCUGGCAGCGCUUCAGCUUCUUCGGCGUCAACAGCAACGACGACACUCCGCGCGUGUGGGGCAGCCGCGUGAGGUCGUCUACCAGGCGCACCAGCGACGACUCGUCGGCGGACGGCAGCAGCCUGAGGCCGGCGAGGAGGAGGCGGUCCAACGAGUUGUUGCGGGUCGUCAGGGAGCACACGUACCACGAGGAGAUGCGGCUGCAGCUCCGGGACGAGCGGGUCAGGCUCUCCUACCUGGACGCCUUCGAGAUGGACUCGGAGCCCGGAGCGGCGGACAGGAUGGUGCGCGUGUUUUCCAUUGGCGCGACACUUCUCGAGUACGUGAAGAUCCUCCUGGGCGUCUGGGCGUUCUUUCUGGCGCUCGCCGUGGCGGCCUUCCAGGAGCUUGCGUCGGGCCUGGGGCACGUGGACUUGGUUAUCGAUCUCGCGUACGCGGCCUUCUUGAUUGUGCAGCUUCACACCACGAUCCUCCAUGUCGAGACGGGGCGCGAGUCCUGCUCUGCCAAGCGGAUCUUGCUCUACAACCUGCGAGAUCCUCGCUUCUGGAUGGACGUGGUGUCCUGCGUGCCCCUCGUGCUGCUCGAGAGCCUGUCCGCCGGCGGCCCGGGCACGGAGGGCGUAGCGCGCUGGGGGGCGCUGCUCAAGGCGCUGAGAGGCUGGAGAAUCACACGGACGCCACCAGAGCAUCGUUUCGUUCCGUCGGUCCGUUUUGUCUUGCUGCAGCUGGCUGGUGCGAUGCUCAUGGGCGGCCACCUCCUUGCGUGUGUCUGGUUCAUGCUGGUCAGGGAGGAGGAGAAGACGAUAACGCAGCACUUCCCUGAGGACUACAUGCCAGAGGGUUACACCGAGAGUGACUUUGACUUCUGGAGGCUGUACGUUCUCUCGCUGAACCAGGGCGUCUACCUGCUCCUGGGCAUCGACCGCGACGCCUAUGGCCCGCUCGAGCUCGCGUUCGUGACUCUCUGCGCCCCCGUGGGCGUGCUCGUGCAUGCAUUUGUGUUCGGGAAGGUAGUGCUCCUGAUCCAGCGGAUGGGGGCGCUUGAGACGAAGCAGAACGAGCACACGAGGUCCGUGCAGGAGGCCAUGCGGAUCCUCGGGCUGCCGGCCAACCUGCAGAUGCGGCUCGUCGCGUUCUUCACCUAUGAGCGGAUCCACCGCAGCGCCCGGCUCUUCAACGCCCUGUUCGCGGACCUGUCCCCGCAGCUGCGCUUCGAGUUGCAGCUGCACCUGUACCUGGACCUCGUGGGGAAGAGCGGCCUGUUCCGGAAGGCGCGGCCGCGGGUGAUCCGGGAGAUCAUCGUGAAGCUCGAGGACGUGAUAUUCCUGCCGGGCGACUGGAUAUGCCGCUACGGCGAUUACGGGGAUUCCAUGUAUUUCAUCAUGCGGGGGCGGUGCGCCGUCCUGGACAAGGACACCGUCACGGAGUUGAAGACUCUGGAGAGGGGCGCGUAUUUUGGCGAGGUCGCGCUCCUCACGGGAGUGCCCCGCACGGCGUACGUGCGGGCGAACUCUUUCUGCAUCAUGGCCCAGUUGACGAAGGAGCGCUUCGAGCCGAUCGUCAAGAAGUGGCCUGAGGAGAUCGACGUCCUCAUCAGCGGCGUGGAGCGGCUCGCGGACCGCGAGCAGAUCAAGAAGGAGGCCUCCAGGCACUACGGCAUCAGGCGGAUGUCGCAGAUGAGUCUCGGUGGCGGCAGCGUCUGCGACAACGCGCCUUGUGGUGGCGGAGGACGCUCUGCGCGGGCCGCGCGGCGGCUCUCCGACGUCUCGUUGUCCUCCAGCGGGUCGGCGCUGAUGGGCAGCGGGUCGGGCGUGGGCCUGAGCGCGCUGCUGGCGCAGCAGCCCCGGGGCCCCGCCCCGCACCUGCGCCGCAGCCUCUCCGACCUCGGGCCCGAGGGGGGUCCGCCACGCGCCGGAGGAGCGCCCCCGCCUCUCGGGCCCGACGCCAGCGCCGCCGCCGCGGCCGCGCAGCGGGCGGCCAGCGCGCUGCUGCCGGCGGCGCCCGCCAGUUUGCUGCCGCUGCCCCCCGCAGCGCAGGGCGCCCCGCUGCCGGAACCGGCGGCCGAGGCUGGCCCGCCGCGCCCCACGCUGCUUGCCGGCCAGGGCCCGGCCGCCCGCCUGGAGGCCGAGGGUGCGGCUCUGGGCAGGCUGAAGAAACAGCUGGCGGACGCCACGGGUCAGAUCGAGCACCUCAGGGGCGAGCUCGAGGGCCAGAGGCGGCACCUCCAGGAGGGCCUGUCGGAGCUGGGGCGGUGGACCGCGGAGGCCGUCCGGGAUGCGGUGCUGCGCGAGGUCAUGGAGGACGACCCCGACGGAGACGACAUCGAUGGGCGCAGUGGAGAUGGCGCCCGAGACGACGGCAUGGGAAUAUCAACACCAUUUACAUGA
Messenger RNA from Prorocentrum cordatum, 2563 nucleotides. The record is from the annotation of a GenBank genome assembly. Lineage: Eukaryota; Dinophyceae; Prorocentrales; Prorocentraceae.